AUGCCUCUCGUCGCCAACACCCGCCCCACGCCCCGCGUGAUCCUAGGGCUGAUGACCUUUGGGCCUGACGAGUCCAACGGCGCCCGCAUCACCUCGCUAGACGAAUACAACAAGGUCCUGGACCACUUCCAGUCCCAGGGCUACAAUGAAGUCGACACCGCCCGCGCCUACGUCGGCGGCCUGCAGGAAGGCUUCACCGCCUCCGCCAAAUGGAAGGGCCGCGGCCUGACGCUGGCGACCAAGUGCUACCCACGUGAGCCCGGCACCCACCAGGCCGCACGCAUCACCGAGAGCGUCGAGACGAGCCUGGCCGAGCUGCAGACGGACUGCGUCGACAUCUUCUACCUGCACGCCGCCGACCGCAGCGUGCCCUUCGCCGAGACCCUCGAGGCCGUCGACAAGCUGCACAAGCAGGGCAAGUUCGUGCAGCUGGGCCUGAGCAACUUCACGGCCUUUGAGGUCGCCGAGGUCGUCAUGACCUGCAAGUACAACGGCUGGGUGCGUCCGACCAUCUUCCAGGCCAUGUACAAUGCCAUCACGCGCUCCAUCGAGGCCGAGCUUAUCCCCGCUUGUCGCCGGUAUGGUCUGGAUAUUGUCGUCUACAACCCCAUUGCGGGCGGUCUUUUCUCCGGCAAGUACAAGUCUUCCGAAGUGCCCACGACCGGACGCUUCUCGGAUGCUGUAGGCCGCAUGGGGGACAUGUACCGCGCCAGAUACUUCAAGGAUGCCACAUGGGAAGCUUUGCGUAUCAUCGAACCCGUCGUCAAGAAGCAUAACUUGACCAUGCUUGAAACAGCUUUCCGUUGGCUGACCCAUCAUUCGGCGCUGAGGAUCACGGAUGGCGGCAAUGAUGGUGUCAUCAUUGGUGUCAGCAGUUUGGAACAGCUGCAGCAGAACCUCAAAGAAUUCGAAAAGGGUCCGUUGCCGGACGAAGUGCUGAAGGCGCUCGACGAGGCGUGGCUCGUGGCCAAGCCCACAACACCAAACUAUUGGCAUCUGGACCUGAAGUACACCUAUGACACGAGGAAGGCUCUUUUUGGUUGA
Messenger RNA from Diplodia corticola, 1044 nucleotides. Its product is annotated as aflatoxin b1 aldehyde reductase member 2. NCBI's taxonomy places the organism in Eukaryota, Fungi, Ascomycota, Dothideomycetes, Botryosphaeriales, Botryosphaeriaceae. The coding region runs from base 1 to 1044 and encodes 347 amino acids. The record is from RefSeq and is a predicted model, not a curated record. Gene Ontology annotation, molecular function: oxidoreductase activity. The transcript is spliced from 3 exons.